GUGCGAAGUGGGAGGGUGCCGUUCCUCGUAUCCGCUCCUCAGUCCUCACAUCUUCACGAAGACUCGGCCUAACGAGACGGAAAUGCUGAAGACAGGAGCACGCACCCACGGACAGCGAGUCUCCAGGCUCACCCUGGAGCAGGAGGCCACCCUCGAGACGGAAUUCAGCAAGGGGAAGACACUACACGAAACGGACCUGGCACUACUCGCAGCCGAAAUAGGUGCCAACGAGACCGACGUCAGGGAGUGGUAUAUCCAGAGGGUGGCGACCUGGAGGAGAAGUCAAGGGCUGUCAGACUGCUUUGGACAGAUUUAAAAGCAACCUAUUUAUAUUUUUUAAACGCCAAUACCAAUGCAAACCAACUGUAAAUUGUUCAAAAGUUAACCAACCACAUCUACCGCCGAGUACGAAAUGGUUAUUAUUAUUAGGAUUGGCACCCUACGCCUAAAUCGGUGCCCGAGGUGGAAACGUUGAGUCUCAAAAUUAUUUUUAGAGCAUUUGUUUACAAUCGACUCUCGAGAAUCUGUCCCAAUGCCAAUUUCACCUUUUAAAAUAAAGCACUCCGGAAACGUUUCCACCUUUUCCCCUCAACCCUACACCAAAAAUUCACUCUUAGUUUUCAUUUUUAUUAACAAAUUAUUUAUAUUGUGUAUAUAAUGUUAUUUUUGAUUAAAAACUAUUUAAAGUA
Cimex lectularius (bed bug) is the source of this 689-nucleotide messenger RNA. RefSeq names its product homeodomain-only protein-like. Gene Ontology annotation, cellular component: nucleus. Gene Ontology annotation, biological process: regulation of transcription by RNA polymerase II; cell differentiation. The record is from RefSeq and is a predicted model, not a curated record. NCBI's taxonomy places the organism in Eukaryota, Metazoa, Arthropoda, Insecta, Hemiptera, Cimicidae. Gene Ontology annotation, molecular function: DNA binding. The coding region runs from base 83 to 316 and encodes 77 amino acids. The transcript is spliced from 2 exons.